UUUUCAGGUUGAUUCCUAAACUAGUCUCGGAACAGACUAUGGAAAAGUUGUCGUCUGACAUUUUGGAAGAUGAAUUCAUCAAAAUAUUUGAACCAAUCCACGGGGUACAGUAUUUAGCGGGUUUCCAUCGGGUCAAAAUAGAACAUAAAUACGUUACAGCUCCAUCUAUAUACUAUCAGAUCUACAGCUCUGUUGUAUGGGCACUUAAUAUUAUAGCUGUCGUUUACUUUGAGUUGUACUGCGAGAUUAAACUUGAAGGUAUUUCAAAAGUAUAUACUUUGCAAAUUUGCGAGUUUAUCUUCGUAAUGAGCAAUGCCGUUAUUGCCUUUCGAAAUAACUUCUGCGACGGUACUUUGAAUAGCCAGAUCUAUGUAAAAUUGCAGAAAAUUGACCGUGUAGUCAAAAUGCCCGCAGCUGUAAACUGUAAUAGGAAAAUGUAUUUACUUUCUGCUUUAUUAGCUGUUGUUAUCCCCGUCUGUUGGUGUAUAUGCGUAUAUGCACUUAAUAUAACAAGCAUGCGGAGCGUAUGUCCUGCUCUUUUCUUUGUCCAGUUUUCGACUAUGCCAUCUUAUAUGGAAAAUAUAUUAGCGGCAACAAUCCUAUUGUUCUUGGCGAAGAGAUUAAACUAUGUCAAUGUUACAUUGGAAAAAGAAGCUAAGAGACUGAGGCAUGCGAAUAUAUCGUUGGCGGCUUCACAAUAUUAUCGAGAAAGGGAACAGGAUCAGGACCAGCUCGUACUUGCUAUACAUUACAUUUUGGACUCUUGGGCAGAUUGCAUUCGAUUAUUCCAGUUUCAGGGAGUGAAGCAGGGUGACCCGCUCUCUCCUAAAUUGUUCACCAGCUGCCUGGAGGAAGUUUUCAAAAAACUGGCGGUCUCUUGGGAGACAAAGGGUAUCGAGGUCGGCGAUAAGAGGUUGACAAACCUUCGAUUCGCGGACGACAACGUACUCUUCUCAACAUCGGCGACCGAACUGCAAUGUAUGCUACAGGAACUUAGCAACGCAAGCCUUGAGGUUGGUCUAACGAUGAAUAGAUCCAAAACCCAGUUAAUGACCAACAGCAAGAAGCACAGACAGAAGGGUAAACUCCCAAUUGCACUGAAGCGCAAGCUCGUCGACAUGUGCAUCUUGCCCAUCCUCACCUAUGGUGCCCAAACCUGGUCACUAACUGAGGCUCAGAAAUCCCGGCUCAAGGUUUGCCAAAGGGCAAUGGAGCGAAGUAUCCUGGGUGUCCGAAGAUCUGACAGGGUGAGGAACACAGAGCUUCGCUCAAAAACCCGAGUCGUUGAUGUUGGGGUGAAGACCGCCAGGCUAAAGUGGGACUGGGCUGGACAUGUCUGCCGGAUGCAUGUGACAGAUGGGCCAAAAUAG
This is a messenger RNA of Cydia splendana, 1370 nucleotides long. RefSeq lists its product as uncharacterized. NCBI's taxonomy places the organism in Eukaryota, Metazoa, Arthropoda, Insecta, Lepidoptera, Tortricidae. The transcript is spliced from 2 exons. The coding region runs from base 39 to 1370 and encodes 443 amino acids. The record is from RefSeq and is a predicted model, not a curated record.